AGUGUGGCGCACGGCUAGCCAGCGCGAGGGUAGAAGCGCUCAAGUGGAGGUUGCACGCGAGUGCGGACAGGGCGAAGCGCGAAGUGCGUGAGCGAAGCGAAGCGAGUCGUACGGCGUCAGUGCACAGUGGUCUCUGCCGGCGGGAGCCGCGGGACAUGAGAACAUGCUGUCGCCGCACGGCUGCUCUCUCGCCUGGCUCUGCUUCCUCUUCGUCUGCGUGACGCCGUCAGAUAUUCUGGAGGACGAGAUUGUGUCGGUGACAGACGUGACCGCGGUGCUAGGGGGGACCAUCGAGCUGCCGUGUGCCCUGCCCACCGAGGGGGAGAUCGCGCUCGUCAUAUGGUUCAAGGAUGGCGCUACCUCUCCAAUCUACAGCGUGGACGCGCGCAACCUGCCGCAGCAGCAGCAGGCGACGCACUGGACGGACGAGCGGUCGCUGGGCGGGCGCUCCUUCUUCCGGGCGGAGGGCAACUCCUCGCGGCUGUCGAUGGAGCGCGUGCGCCAGCAGGACGCCGGCUCCUACCGCUGCCGCAUUGACUUCAAGCGCGCCCCCACCAGGAACUCCGUCGUCAACCUCUUCGUCGUAGUGCCUCCGCACAACAUCACUGUCGUCGACGAGCGGGGUAUCGUUGUGCGUGACGUCAUUGGGCCGUUCCCUGAGGGCGCGACACCUCAGCUGACUUGCAUUUCCACGGGAGGACGGCCGCCGCCCGUGGUGUCGUGGUGGCUGGAUGGUGUGGAAGUGAACCGGACACCGCCGCAGCCGCCUGUGACGGCGGGCAGCGGGCAGCCGACGGCCGGCUACCCGGAGAGCGUGAGCCACGUGAUCCGGCUGCCGCCGCUGGGCCGCCGCUAUCUGCACAGCGAGCUCACCUGCAGGGCUUCCAACCACCCGGAUGUCCUUCUCUCCACCAGCGUCGUCAUCGACAUGCUACUGUCGCCGCUGGUGACGCAGCUGCUUGGGGAGAACCGCCCGCUGAGCGCGGGCCGUCAGUAUGAGGUGUCCUGCCAGACGGUGGGCUCGCGGCCGCCGGCCAAUGUCUCUUGGUGGCGCGACACACUGCUGCUAGAGGGCGCCAGGGACACUACGAGCGCGGACGGCAACGUGACGACGAGUACCCUGUCACUGUCGCCUGUGGCUGACGACUCUGGACGGCAACUGUGCUGCAGGGCUGCCAACAUUCUGCUUCCGCCGCCAGAGGUCAGCGAGCAGCUGCACGACUGCCGGACGCUGCACGUCCGCUACAGUCCCAUCGUGGACCUGGAGCUGGGCAGCAAUAUCAACGGCAGCGCCAUCCGCGAGGGUGUCGACGUCUACUUCGAGUGCAACGUUCGCGCCAACCCUUGGAUCCAUAAAGUCGUCUGGAGGCACAAUGGACGUCAGCUACACAGCAACCCGAGCGCCGGCACGCUGCUGAGCAAUCAGACGCUGGUGCUGCAAGCGGUCAAGCGGCAGCGAUCCGGUCUCUACACGUGCGUUGCCAGCAACUCGGAGGGCGACACCGAGAGCAACGCCUUCAACCUCGACGUCAAGUACGCCCCGGAGUGCGUGCACGGGCAGCAGCGCGUGUGGGGGGCGGCGCGCCGCGAGACGGUGUCGGUGCCGUGCCAGGUGGAGGCGCGGCCGGCGGCCACGCUCUUCCGCUGGGCCUUCAACAGCAGCGCCGGCGGGCCCAGCUCGACGCCGGCCGCCGUUACCACGCAGCCGGGCCGGAGCGUCGCCACGCACACGCCGCUCAGCGAGCGCGACUACGGCACGCUGCUCUGCUGGGCGCGCAACGAACUCGGCACCCAGCUGCACCCCUGCGUCUUCCUCGUCGUGCCUGCAGGGAAGCCGGACCCGCCCCGCGACUGCCGCGUGUCCUCGCGCUCCACGACGUCGCUGCAGGUGUCCUGCACGCGGGGCUCGGACGGCGGGCUGCCGCCACAGCACUUCACGCUUGAGCUGCUGGCCGGCCGCGGCGGCCGCCUGGUGGCCAACGUCACCAGCCGCGCCUCCCCGGAGUUCACUGUCGCGGGACUCGAACCCGGCACCACCUACCACCUCCGCGUCUACUCCAGCAACGGCAAGGGCCGCAGCGACGCCGCGGCUGAGCUCAACGUCACCACCCUCCGGGCUUCGCAGCAACACCGGAGGAUCGAUGCUGUGUCGACGGCGCCGUCGCCGCCCGCGCCGCUGUUGCCGCCCCCGGCGUGGCUGGUGGUGGUGGUGGUGGCGGCCGUGCUGCUGCUGUGCGCCGCCGCCGGCGUCGCCGUGGCCAGAGCCCGCGGCUGCCGGCUGCGGGGGCGGCGCCGCGGCGCCCAGGGCGACAGCACCGGCAGCAGCUCCCCAAGCGGCAAGACGCCGCCCCCCAUCCAGGAGGACAACCCCGACGUCGUGCCGCCCCGCAAAGACGAGACGGAGCUGCCGGGGCAGGCGUACAAGGCGCUGCAGCAGUACAACAUCGUGGUGGAGGCGCGCCCUGUCAACGUGGACUCGUCGGCGCAAACCGUCCUCUACAGCGCCGUCAACACCUUCCCCAUGACGGAGGCGGUUGUGCUGGCGCCGUGCUGGCCGUCCCCCGGCUCGUCUGACGCGUCGGCGCCGCUGCUGGCGCCCGCGACAGCCACAGCCGCCCCCGGCGGGCCGCCCCCCGGCGCCGCCCCCCUGGGCUCUGCAGCGGCCUCCCCGCGGCUGCAGGACGCCGAGACGCAGACGGCGGCGCCCUUGCUGCCGCUGCCGCUGCCCCUGCAGCUGGCGACGGCUGCAGCCGCCCCCGCGCCUGCCCCUGGCACCGCCGCCGCAGCUGCCGCCUUGGGCCAGCAGCACAAGGAGAGCACCGUGUAGCGGAACCAGGCGCACCGCAUGCGCUGCCAAACACUCCGUCCUACGAUGACACUGCACCGGAAGAGCGCCCCAGAAGCGACUCCCGGUGCGGGCCCGCGGCCAUGGCCGGCGGAUCGCCGCUGCGCCAAUCGCAGGUACCGCAGAUUCGUCUCGCACUCGCAGCGAGGCCGUGGAGUGACUGCCCCAGCGAUUCGUAACCUCAUGGCCUGCGUCACAGAAAGGCGAUCUUUUUUACGUCGUCUGUGUCUUUAUUGUUGACUGUUUGUACUCUUUUAAUAAAAGCGGAUUUUUUGAUCGGCA
Molecule: messenger RNA, 3127 nt
Organism: Schistocerca gregaria
Lineage: Eukaryota; Metazoa; Arthropoda; Insecta; Orthoptera; Acrididae
Product: neural cell adhesion molecule 2-like
Exons: 16
Coding region: 164-2827 (887 amino acids)
Molecular function (GO): protein binding
Source: RefSeq, a predicted model, not a curated record